Mya arenaria is the source of this 775-nucleotide messenger RNA. RefSeq lists its product as uncharacterized. Bases 133 to 582 code for a protein of 149 amino acids. Lineage: Eukaryota; Metazoa; Mollusca; Bivalvia; Myida; Myidae. The record is from RefSeq and is a predicted model, not a curated record. The transcript has 4 exons.
UGCCAAUAUAAAGGUAUUCGGACCUUGGGAGCUAUAUGGACAAUUUGAAUAAUAGUAAUUAGACUUCGAAUAAGCUAGUUGAAUACAUUGAUCAGUAGAGUUCUUUGGAGUAGGGUAUUUGAGUAUAGUAAAAUGGCUAACAUGGACGAAUUUGAGAAGGACUUCGCCGGAGAAUGGAAAUGGGAGAGCGAAGAAAACGUGGAUGAAUUAUGCAAACACAUGGAACUCUGCGAAGAGGACAAGAAGAUGAUGACAAGCAUGCAUCCGUCCAUGAUCAUCAAGCGUUGCGGAGACUCGUAUGACUUGACGUACAAAGACGCCAACUUCAGCUUCUCCAGUACCGUCACUUUUGGCGUCCCCUACGAGGCUAAGGCUCCCAACGACCCUCCUUUCUUCCACAACAUCAUCACCAGCACGUUCGAGAACGGUGUCUUGCACGAUGUAAGUGUCAGCAAGCUGACCGGUGAGAAAAAGCGAGACUUCGAGUUAGAGUCGAAGAACGUCGAUGGGAAACUUGUAGUGCAUGAGUGGAAGAAAGGGGACCCCAGUGUGAAGGCCAGACGGACGUACGUCAGAGUCUAACCAGAGAGAUCAACAAACCUUACGCAGCAUUGUUCUUUUGAACUGAUUAUGUAUUCGUUCACUUAAUUGAUAAGUUGCAUUUACUCAAUUCUUAGAAUACUCUUAAAAUGGUACGUAGCUGACACUUCAUGUCAAUUCAAGCAGUCAUGUUUAUGUUUGUUUGCAAUAAAUCAUUGGUACAUCUAAAACUGUA